Molecule: messenger RNA, 1266 nt
Organism: Cetraspora pellucida
Lineage: Eukaryota; Fungi; Glomeromycota; Glomeromycetes; Diversisporales; Gigasporaceae
Source: the annotation of a GenBank genome assembly
AUGGUUUGGUUAAAAAAAACCUACAAAUUUGUCGGUAGAAAAAAUGAAAACGCUGCAAAGUCAGAAAAAUGUAAAUUUGUACCAUUUUGGUGGACUUUAUUCAGUUGGAGACGUAAUGAUCUGAGUCGUCAGAAGAAUCAAAAAAUUAUCCCACAAACGUUAUCGUCACAAAAAGUAAACUCGCUUUUAUUUUUAAGCAUAUUCAAUUUUAUCCCUAGGUUAAUAAUACAUGAAAUUUGGGCAUGUAUCAUAGAAUAUUUUAGUCCUGAAGUACCGGAAAGACCCUACGCACUUCGAAUUCUUGACUAUUUUUAUGCACAAACACAAAGUUCAGCUAUAACCAGUCCUUAUAUGUUAUUUUAUUGUUAUUUAUACGGUGGAUUUUUAUAUCAGAACAUGGAUUACGUCUUUCAUUUAUUUAAAGUCUUCGCGGCUGUCUUGUUGUGGAUUAUAUAUCUUAUUCAUAUGACUUUAUAUUUACAUUCAUUAUUAACAACAACUCCUCAACUAUUCAACAAACCGUUCUUAUCCCAAAAUCCAAAGGAUUUUUGGUCAAAAAGAUGGCAUCAAAUGUAUAGGUCAAGUUUUACAGAACUUGGGUAUUUUCCUAUAAUUAAUUUUCUUGAAAAUUUUAAUAAUUCCUCAUCAUUAAGAGUAACAUUAUUUAGUCGUGUUAAUUCGGCUGGAAAAUUUCAUUUAAUGGUCUCUAAUUUCACAACAUUACUUCGAAGACUUGGUUCAUUAUUAGGUUAUAAAACAUUUUUAAGAAGUAAAAAAAUUCAAAAGGAUGUUCAAAACAUAGAAACUGUUAAUCAAAAUGAAGAAUUUUUAAAGAGUGAUCAUAUUUUUAAAAACAAAGAAUCAACAUUUACUGCUUAUGGUGAACUUUCAAGGGCUUUAGCAAUUAUAGGUAGCUUUCUCUGGAGUGCUAUAUUACACGAAUAUUUAUUUGUCGGUUUAUUUGGAUGGAAUAAUAGCAGAGGUGAACACUUUUCAUUUUUUUUGGUACAUGCAAUGAUAAUGAUCAUUUGGGAUGUAUUAGGAAAAUUAUUUAACAAAUGUUGGAGGUCAUAUUAUUAUUGUGGCCGUCAUGAAAAAAAUGAAUUGAAGAAGACAGGAAAUAUUUUAUUUAUGAUAAAAAAAAUCAUAGGAUUUAUGAUUUGGAAUUUUGUGUUAACUUUGACGUUACCUUGGUUUAUCGAACCUUAUAUUAGACUACGUCAUUUCUAUUGUGUACCUCAUCUGGGAUGUCAACGAAAACUUUAA